GCUUGGCGACGUUACCUCCGCUUCCUACCCGGAAGGAACGGAGGGCGAUGGCGGCGGAGCCUAUGGGGCAACAGUGGGUGCUGGUGGAGAUGGUCCAGGCCUUCUAUGAGGCUCCAGCGUACCAUCUUAUUUUAGAAGGUAUUCUGAUCCUAUGGAUAAUAAGACUACUUUUCUCUAAAACAUACAAACUUCAGGAGCGAUCUGAUCUUACACCUAAGGAAAAGGAAGAAUUGAUUGAAGAAUGGCAGCCAGAACCUCUUGUUACUCCAGUACCAAAAGAUCAUCCAGCACUGAACUACAAUAUUGUUAAAGGGCCUCCAGCUCACAAUAUUAUCGUGAAUGACAAGGAAUGCAUAAACUUUGCAUCAUUUAAUUUUCUUGGGCUUUUGGAUAAUGAAAGACUUAAAAAUGCAGCCCAGGCAUCUCUGGCAAAAUAUGGUGUUGGCACAUGUGGCCCGAGAGGAUUUUAUGGCACUUUUGAUGUGCAUUUGGAACUGGAGGAGAAACUUGCCAGAUUUAUGAAGACUGAGGAAGCUAUCCUAUAUUCCUAUGGAUUUGCUACAAUUGCCAGUGCUAUUCCUGCCUAUUCAAAACGGGGAGACAUUUUGUUUGUUGAUGAAGCAGCUUGCUUUGCUGUUCAGAAAGGGUUACAAGCAUCCAGAAGUAACAUUAAGUUUUUUAAGCAUAAUGAUAUGGCUGAUCUUGAGUAUCUACUACAAGAACAAGAGAUUGAAGAUCAAAAGAACCCUCGCAAAGCCCGUGUAACACGAAAAUUUAUCGUAGUAGAGGGGUUGUUUAUUAAUACUGGGGAUAUUUGUCCUCUGCCAGAAUUGGUAAAGUUAAAAUAUAAAUACAAAGUGAGAUUGUUUUUGGAAGAAAGUUUCUCCUUUGGAGUACUGGGGGAACAUGGACGAGGAGUUACAGAACAUUUUGGAAUAAGUAUUGAUGACAUUGAUCUUAUAAGUGCAAAUAUGGAAAAUUCCCUGGCUUCUAUUGGAGGAUUUUGCUGUGGACGAUCGUUUGUUAUUGACCACCAGAGGUUGUCUGGUCAAGGCUAUUGCUUUUCAGCCUCUCUGCCUCCCCUCCUAGCUGCCGCCGCCAUUGAAGCUCUCAAUAUCAUGCAAGAAAAUCCAGGCAUUUUUCAGGUUUUAAAACAAAAAUGUAAGCAAAUACACAAAGCUUUACAAGGGAUUCCUGGUCUACGACUAGUGGGACAGUCCUUUUCCCCAGCAUUACAUCUCCAGUUAGAAGAAAGUACUGGAUCUCGAGAAAGUGAUAAGAGGCUACUGAAAGAAAUUGUAGAAUAUUGUAUGAACAGAGGUAUUGCUUUAACUCAGGCUCGUUAUUUGGAAAAAGAAGAAAAAUAUCUCCCUCCACCAAGCAUACGGGUGGUAGUGACGGUAGAACAAACAGAGAAGGAAUUGGACAAAGCUGCCUCCCUCAUCAGAGAAGCUGCAGAAUCUGUACUAAACUGAGGUUGGAUUGUUUCGAUUUCUGUCUCACACAACACUAGGAUGCUGGUGUUUUCACAGUGUGAUGACUUGCACUUCAGAGAUUUAAUUAUUUGGAUUAUCAUCUGAUGGAACUGAAAGUUGGACUUUAUCGGGUCAUUCCACACACAAAAACAGAUA
Thamnophis elegans (Western terrestrial garter snake) is the source of this 1631-nucleotide messenger RNA. It is a transcript of the gene SPTLC1, whose product is annotated as serine palmitoyltransferase long chain base subunit 1. Gene Ontology annotation, biological process: ceramide biosynthetic process; sphingosine biosynthetic process. Gene Ontology annotation, molecular function: pyridoxal phosphate binding; serine C-palmitoyltransferase activity. Gene Ontology annotation, cellular component: endoplasmic reticulum. NCBI's taxonomy places the organism in Eukaryota, Metazoa, Chordata, Lepidosauria, Squamata, Natricidae. The transcript is spliced from 15 exons. The record is from RefSeq and is a predicted model, not a curated record. The coding region runs from base 48 to 1475 and encodes 475 amino acids.